Molecule: messenger RNA, 1615 nt
Organism: Patiria miniata (bat star)
Lineage: Eukaryota; Metazoa; Echinodermata; Asteroidea; Valvatida; Asterinidae
Product: transcription initiation factor TFIID subunit 13-like
Exons: 4
Coding region: 80-460 (126 amino acids)
Biological process (GO): transcription by RNA polymerase II
Cellular component (GO): transcription factor TFIID complex
Molecular function (GO): protein heterodimerization activity
Source: RefSeq, a predicted model, not a curated record
GUGCGCACGUACGCAUGAUUCGUGCAAGUUAACGGUGUGAUCAAAGGGCGCCCUCUCGUGUUAGAGCAGAAUAAACAAAAUGGCCGAGCCGCGUGAGGAAUCAGAUGAAAUUUUUCAGGAGAGCAGCGACCAUGCGUCGGCCAGCGAGGCGGAACAAGGGCCAGACGGCAGAAAGAAGAGAAUGUUCUCCAAAGAAUUAAGAUGCAUGAUGUAUGGAUUUGGCGAUGAUCAGAACCCUUACACAGAGACAGUAGACUUGUUGGAAGAUCUAGUGCUAGACUUCAUCACAGAUACGACGUUGAAGGCCAUGGAGGUUGGCCGGCCGGGCCGGGUCCAAGUUGAAGACAUCAUCUUCCUGAUCCGCAAGGAUUCCCGUAAGCUGUCCCGAGUCAAGGACCUGCUGAUGAUGAACGAGGAACUCAAGAAGGCUAGGAAGGCGUUCGACGAGGCAAACUACUGAAAUGGAUCGUUCAAGAUACAGCCCCAAGCUCCGCCCACCUUUGGUUCUUGGACAUUUCUCACGGUGCUUGUGAAUGAGUUUGACUGUGGUCACCUGACUAAAAGAUGUGAUCUAAUUGGUCAAUGGACACUAUUUGAUGGACUGAAAUGGACUAUUCCAGAUUUGGCUAUAAGCUCCGCCCACAUUUGGUUGAUGCACAUUUCUCACAGAACUUGUGACCUAUUUUCAAUGUCACCUGACUAAAAGUAGUGAUGUAAUUGGUCAAGGAAAGUUCCAUGUGAGGACUCUCUAAAGAUGAGUCUUAGAACUUGAAGGCCAUCAAAGUUGAAGAGCUUUUUCCUGAUCGUGUUUAUUGUCGAGAACGAGUUCAACACAAAUCCCUUUUUACACCGAGGGGCAUUUUAUAAGCAAAGAUUCUUCCAACCAUCAAGAAUUCUCAGAGGCCUGAGAUCUGGAAUGGAAGAAGGCAUAAGGAGCAACGCACCUGCUUAGCAACUGCUGAUGCGUCGCCAUGGAAACUGAUGGCAUGGACGGGGGGCGGGCGUAGUAACAUUGAUGCUCCAUUUGUUUGAGAGACAGUGUUUGAAAAUUUGUUAUCACUGAACAAUACAUGUAUGAUGAAGCAUUUUGUAAGUCGUAAUGACUUUAAUAUGUCCUUAUUAGUCCUUUAGGAUGAACGCACAACAAGGAACUCUGUAGUUCGUUCAUAAAGAAGUUGUUACAGGAAUCUAUUAACUUUUUACACAAAGUAAUUAAAAAUGUUACUGACAGUUUUAAACGUGGGUUACAUGGGUUUAAGGCAGUUCACAUUCCUUCCUGGAGUCUGAUAUCGCUGUUGCUGCAACACGACCAUUUUUCUGCCUUUUAGAAAUCUCCACUUUCAUCGUGACUGUAUGCAGUAAGUGCAGCAAGAGGCAAAUAUAUCAGGUUAGGCACGUUUUCUCUGCCACAUGUUAAGCUGCUCAAUGAAAUCCUCCAAUUCCUGUUAGCUCUGUUGUUUUUUAUGUACUAUAAUAAAGAUUUAUAAAGAAAAUACAAAUAAAUAACCGUUUUAAAAUGGUCCUUACUUAAAAUUACACUUGCAGUAUCAUUUCAAGACAAGCAAACUGCCUUGAAAGUUGCUUUUGAAAAUAAAAUUCUUAAAAGUAAUUAUAA